UGAUGUCAGUAGCGUCCUCGCCAAAGACAAAUGGCAGUUCUGUACCAUGGGUUUUUGUGUUUACAGAUAAAUAUAUUAUUACUACUUCAAAAAAAUAUAAAUAAUUCCAAUUAAUAUGGAAGAUGAAGUUUCAUUUCUAGAGAAGUACAUCAUCGAUGACCACAUCCUUAUAAGCUUAUACUCAGAUAACAUUUUUGAAGGAGAUAUAUCCGAUCUUGGAACCAACAGAAUUGAUUUAACAAAUGUGAAAGAACAUAAUAAUGCAAAUAUCUUAAAUGGAAUAUAUUCGUUUUACCGAAAUGAAAUAAAAUCAAUACAAAUAUUUAAGGACCAAGUGAACCAAAAACCAGAUAUUUCACAACAAAUUGUCCUAGAGAAGGAUUCAACUAAACUAUUAAUAACAAAGGAUGAAUACGAUAGACUAAGGACAAUGUCCAGAAACUUUAUAUACAUAGAUAAACCCGACUGGCGCUACUUUGAAGCAAUGGAAUUACUGACCCGAGCAGAAACAUUGGGUGUCAUAGGACUUGGUGUGGAAAAAAGAAGGACAGGUUCAAUAAAAUUACUUACAGUGAGUGUAUGGGACAAGAUAUAUAUAUUUGAUUUUCUAAAUAAACAAGAUUAUUUCUACCCCGAAUUGAAAAUGAUUUUAGAAUCUGAGUAUAUAUGUAAAGUAAUACAUGAAGCUGGACCAUUCUUAGAUGUUUUAUAUAGGAAAUACAAUGUUUUGGUGAGAAAUGUAUUUGACACACAGAUUGUGGAUCUGAUUAUUAAGAAGAAAGAAACUGGAAGUGUACCUCUUCCAAUAAGAGAUUUGUCUGAUCUAUUAACUGAUUAUCUGAACUUUCCUUCUGGUUAUUUACGAAAAGCAUUAGAAACCAGGAUUUCCGAAUGGGCUGAGAGACCUCUUAGUGAUAUACAUAAAGGUUAUGCCUCUCAAUUAGUUACCUAUUUACUUGUAAUUAGAGAAAAUAUGCAAAGGACUUUAUUAUCAGAAGUUUUUGCUGCAAUUAAUAAUAUUCAUAAUACAUAUUAUUAUAUGAACAGUUACAAGUUUUCAAGUAUUUGGAAUUCAAAACAAAUAUCAAAGGAAAUACAGGAACUCAUUCCUGAUAUUGUAAACUUUUCUAUCAAAUGAUACUGUUUUAUAUAAUGAUUCUAUCAAUCAUUGUAAUUUAUAACUGUAAGUUUCUAAAAUUUUAUUAGGAUUACAUUAUUGGGAUUAAAUAAUGCAAUACUUAGUGAAGAAUAAUGUUUUUAUGUAAAUUAAUAAUAAAAAAGUUUUGAAAUUACCUACAUUUUUUAAAGAAUAAAUGAAAGAAUAUAAAUUUAUAUUAAAAUCGAAGUGUUUAUAGAGACAAAAAUAUAAAAUUCAAUUUUUCUUUGUUUUUCUAUCAUAAUUAUGUCUCGCACUCCUCAGACAAGUCAAUCCUGGUUUAAUACUGCUUUAUGAGGACUAUAACAACAAAAUGUUUUGCUUUAUCAACAAAAAACAGAAUAGCUCAAUCACCUCAGGUGAUAAAUAUCAAGUAAAUACCUUAGUGAGACAGUAACAUAGACAGAAGGAAGCCGAUAACUGUAGCUGUUAAUAGAAUUUAAAAAAUAUAUAGUUUGGUGGGGAAGGUAGGAAUGUGUGUGUGUGUGGAGUAAACUGUAGUACCCUAUGGGUUAAUCGAGAAGAAAUACUAAGUUUUGUUUAAACAUUUAUUAAACUAUAAAUGCGAACAAUUAAAUUAUGACAAACCCUUAAAUAAAAAAAUAUGUCGAAAAAAUCAAUUCAUUGAUUAGGUGUUUCCAAUUUUUCCAAUUUUUUCAUUUGUACAUAGAGUAAUUUUCCGAGAUAUCCGAAUUUUCUUGGAUAUGAAGCUGUUCCAUCAUUCGCAUCUCUUUUUUUCAGUAAAAUGGGAGCUACUAGACUUAUUAUAAGCUGUUUAACUUUUUUUGCCUCUUGAGCAUAUUGAUUAUAUUGAGCAAAUCGUAGAGAAAUGGUAUCCUGCUUUUUCACCAUUUUUCCUAUGUUAUAAAUGUGAGGAAGUAUGAAUUUUUCUAUUUCCACUUCCCCAAAAAUUCCUAUACCUUUAAUGGCUCCAUAUAAUGUUGAUAGAGAGUGACUUCCACAGUCUUUUAAUAUUUUUAAGAAAAUAUUAAUGACCAUUGGCUUAACAUAUUCUUCUGAUUUGCUGUACUUGUCAUAAAUGCUUUUAAGUACCAUUAGAGAAAAAUUUCGUACAAACCAGUGAUUUUCAUACCUGCAUUCAGUAACUUUGUUGGAAAUAAUAGAGGUAACAAUUGCUGGAAUUAAUCGGUGCAGGUAGUCAGCUAUAUUUACAUGUUGAUUCGUUACAAGAUGUUUAAUCACUCUUAAUGUGCGUACAGUGCAAUCCAUAGUUGGCAUCUCCAUGUUCAAAUGUAUAAAAUCUAUUACAGCAGCACAUAAAUAUGGUACUAACGAUUCGAUGUGUUUAUUUUCGCUUAAUAAAUGAAAUGCCCUCUCUCGUUCUUCAUCAUCUGGGCCAUAAAUACAGUCUAAGAUCUUUUCAAAAAAUUCUUUCUCAGUCGGAUUAAGUGUGAAAAGUAAAUCUGGCGAUUCGGGGGAUACGGUCAAUUUACUAAGUAAAUGUUCUUUUUCCAAGUCUUCUUCCUCCAUUGGAAAUUUCUUUUUAAACACUCUCUGUUCACCGAUUUUUAAUUGAAAAUGUCAACAAUGACAUCGAUAUUCUUUUGGAAAAUGAUAAAUAAAUCAUUCACAGCACACUUGAAAGUUCUUUACAAACACGGUAUCUUAGUAUACAUGUAAUAAUAAAUAUAAGAAAUGUAUUGAAGCUCUUAUUCAGUAAACAUUACAGUCCUAUAACGUUACAAAAUAGAAAUCCAUUUUUUAAAAUUAUCUCUCAAUGGAAAAUGGAGAAACUUAUGCAAUCGAUUAAGAUUUAUUCGUAUAAUGAAAUUAUUACUGUGUUAUUAAUCCAAAACGGUGUUUUGAAAAUUUUUUUACUCUAUUAGUAGGGGUACUUGGUUGGCGGUACAUCGGAGAUGUGGGUAUAGUAGGAAGUUUCUUUGAUCAUGACAAGUCGAAAGAAACGCUAUUAAAAGUUUUGCAUAGUUCGUUUCUAUUGGUUAUUGGUCUGCACGUGAUCGCGCCAUUUUAACAGCUGUUCCCACUCCAUAAACAAAAUACCAAAACGAGCUGUUGAUAGUUACAAAUAGUGAGAAAUUAGACAGUAAUUGUUUCUUGAACCCAAGUAUGUAUUACGGUGAUUAAUGUUAGUAUUUAAUUUCAGUCUCAAAUUGAACCCUGCACAUGCGCAUUCACGCGUAUUCCACGUGAGACUGAAAUCCUAUGUAUUUGCUUUUUAGUAUACAAAAUAACAAAACAAAACUUCUGGAAUUUUGAGAAAAAGAGAUAUGAACAAAAGACUAUUGGGAAUGAAGAAAAAAUAGCCGUGUGUCUGAGGUAUGUUUCAAAAAGUGAAUAUUCAUAACAAUAUUUUUUAAUAAUUGGUAUUUGGUGAAUGUGAACAAACUCUUAUGAAGAGAAAAUAUUUUCGAGCAUUUUCUUUGACUCAAUGAGAAGAAUUCAGGGGAUUUUUGCGUUAUAGCACAAGAAAGUAUAGUGGUAGACUGGAAGUUUUUUGAACUAGCGUAUUGUCUCUUGUUUUUUUUUUCGUUUUCAUAAAAGCUUCGUAAUCAAUUCAUCCUUUUUUAGCUCUCCUAAUAUUAAAAUUUGGGUAUAAUUGGUUUUUUAAAAUUUUUAUUUGCCAAAACUUUUUGUGUCAACUCUUUGAGAUAUUAAACUAUCUUCACUCUUCUUCACUGACUUUCAAGGAGUAUUUUCGAACAUCCAACUGAAUUAUGAUUUUCCAUAUGAGGUUUCAGAAAGUCCAUUUGGUUCUAAUAGGUCUAUUGCCUAUUCUGUAUUGCCAGUUGCACGCUUUUUGUGGCCUUCAAGAUUUUCUCUAAUACUCUUUUAGUUUUCGCCAUUAUUUUUUAGUUGUCUUUGUUGUAAUAAAAACAUUUAUAUUAUCAUUUUAUAACUGGAAACGUUGGUUCCAUGGCGUAGGUUUUGCGAUGGUAAUAUUUUCGAAAAUAUCUUGUUAGGAAAAAUGCCAAACUACUAGGUACCAGAGAAAAUAUUGAUAUCACUCGUAGCUUUUUAAGGGAAAGGGACUGGCAAUUAUCAAAGGUCAAUUACUCCAAGCAAAACAAAAACACAUAAAUUAGAUUUUGAGUAUAUAAAAGAUUCUUUGAAUACAAAUUGGAUACCUUGGAUAGAAUAAUAUUGUCCACAAUUGUGCUUCAUAAUUGUCUGAUAAAUCACAAUUUUUUGAAUGCCAGUUUUUAGAAUUUCAGUUGUUUAUCACAAAAUCGAGGUAGGAGUUUUAUUGGGUUUCUAUUAGACAAAAUUUUAUCAUGUUUCAAUUCUAUCAGUAGAUUUUUUAUUAACGUCGACAUAAAAGGGAAGAAUAUGUAAUUAAGUUGUUAUUAAAUUUAUUGAAUUUAAAAUUUAGUUACUACCACUAAGUUUAAGUAUUACAAAUAGAAUCACUUACCAUUAGUAUGGCUGUUUUCUUCCAGAAAUAAUCCUUGAUUUGCUAUUACAUAAUCUUCUCGAGUAUAAUCAUACUAAUUUUCAAAAGUUUGUCGAUUUUCUUGAAAAAUUAAUGUUUCCCAAGUACCCAUGAAGAUAAUUUGCCAUCACAACUCUAUACCAAACUCAACAGGUUGGAUCUAAGCCUAAAGCUGGUCAACAUGGACUCACAGACAGCACGGGUUUUGACUAUUUUGUAAAACCUAGCUGCAGAU
Diorhabda carinulata is the source of this 4803-nucleotide messenger RNA. Its product is annotated as piRNA biogenesis protein EXD1-like. Lineage: Eukaryota; Metazoa; Arthropoda; Insecta; Coleoptera; Chrysomelidae. The transcript has a single exon. Gene Ontology annotation, biological process: nucleobase-containing compound metabolic process. Bases 116 to 1138 code for a protein of 340 amino acids. Gene Ontology annotation, molecular function: 3'-5' exonuclease activity; nucleic acid binding. The record is from RefSeq and is a predicted model, not a curated record.